AUGAAUAAAGAGAGAUCUACUUCUAGAAAAUUGAAUCAAUCUUUAGACUAUUCUAAUGAGUAGUAACCUUACUCUUCUCGAAGUAAUCAGCCGACCAAUAAUUAGCCCCUUGGAUUCUUCGCUUAAUUGCAGUAAUCAAUCUUCGGGAGUGGCUAAGGGAACUAGAAUGCAAAUCAACAAUUGAACAAAUCCUAGGAUUCAUAUGUACAUUCCCAGUCUCUAUCAAUCUCAGGGGGUAAAUCGAAUGUGCAGAUUUUUAUUGAUAUUUUCUACAAAAACUAUACGAGAGUCUUAGUUCAAGACGAAACAACUGCAGGCGAGAUUGUUAAGAAUCUCAGGUAGAAAUACGCUAAUAGUUAGCCUGGUGUGAUUACUUCUUAGACCACAAAUACCUCAAGUAAAGGCUUGCAUCUAAGUAGCAGUAGUAACUCAAUAGGCUCAAAUUCUUCAAGCAUCGAUAGACACCAGUAUUAUUAGCAGUCAUCUGCAAGCAGUCUAAAUUCAAGCUAAACUAAUGUAAGUGCUUAUGGGAAAGUUGGAUCUUAAAGUAAGAAUCAGAGAAAUGAGGCAUUCAAGGAUGAAUAUGGUCUUUUUCUGAUUAACACCAAGGCUUAGAAUCCGAUGCUCUUCGUCAGAAAACUCAGUCCUUAGGACUAUGUAUUUCGAAUAUAUUUCAAGGCAUUGGACUCAUUCAAGAAAGACGGUGAAGAAAGAUUUAAACUUUGCUUUGUUAAGAACGCCGAUAUUGAGACGCUAAUCAGGUCAAAGGGAGUGUUUUCGAACAUGUAUGAUGAGGAAAAUCAUGUGGUAUCGCAGCUCGGAAAAAGCAUCAUUAACAACAAAACCUAUGAAAGAAAAGGCAAACUCUAUAAAAAGAGUUUGAAUUAGGACGUGUUCAAGGAACGUCUGUUUGUUCUAGAUAAGGAUCAACUAUUCUACUACAAAAAUGAAAAAUAGAAGGAGAAAAAUUUCAAUCUGAUUAUGCUGAGUAACGCUACAAUAUAAAUAAUUCAAAUGACCAAACUGACUAAGUAAAAGUACUGCUUUGAGAUAGAAAAUGAUAACCGAAAGUACAUACUGAGUACUAAGUCUUAGUACGAUCUAGAUCAAUGGGUAUAUGCGAUACAAGGAUAGAUUAGACUAUCAAGAGAUAAUAAAAACAUAGCAGAUGUGAAUCUAUCAAUCGUACAAAAGGAAAAGGAGAUAGCAUAAGUUGAUAUGCUGACAAUUCAGAAGAUAUUUAAGCCUAAGAAUGUUAUCUUUAACCCAACACAGCCAAUAUUACUUGACUUUAUAAAGGAUCCAUUCAUCACUGAGCUCCUGCCUAAUCUUACUAAGUAUGUCAAUUUAGUCUCAGAAAAAGAAUACUAGAGGCAUGCAUUGGAGAAGGCAAAAGACAUUAUUUCAAAUCUAAAAUAAUUGUAAUAAAAAUUGCAGAAAUCUCUCGGGCAUUCUAAUAGCUUUGAUGAAUAUGAAAUCGUAUAAAAGGAAAGAGAAAGUUAAGAAGGCAUUCAACUCCAAAGAUUCCAUUCAACUUAAGUUUAAGUUAAUUAAGCAUAGGAUGACUAUAAGAGGUAUAAAGAUCUAAGACCAGAAUAAAAAAUUCAGCAGAUAUUCUCAAAUGAUGAUUUCUAAUCGAUUGAUGCUGAGUUUUAAAAGAUGAUAGCUGACAGUCAUGAUCAAUCGAAGCCAUUUAUAAUGAACCCAAGACUUUUCAAUAAUAUUCUCUUGAAAAUAAACAGGAUAAUCAAGUACAACUAUUUGGAAGAAUUUUUCCAGAAUAAAAAAAUUGAGCUACUCUCUGUACCGACAUUAAACUUUAAAUAAAAUAUGCCAAAGAUGGAAUUUAAUGCAACUGGAUAAAAUGCAGUGCUAAGAGGAAACAAAAAUAUCAAUAUUUUUGAAAAUAUUUUGAUUAAAAAAGCAUAAAAUCUUCAGAACUCUAGAGCCCCACAAACCUAACUCGACCCAGCCUUCUAAAAUCAACUUAAGAUCUUUCUAACUAAUUUAUAGUAAGAAUAAAAGGUUAGCAGCUAAGCUUAUGAUGACAGAGGCAAUAUGAGUAAUAUAUCUGGUAUUAGUAAGGUAACUAACGAUGAAUUGGUAAGAGUGAAAAAAUGA
Messenger RNA from Stylonychia lemnae, 2121 nucleotides. NCBI's taxonomy places the organism in Eukaryota, Ciliophora, Spirotrichea, Sporadotrichida, Oxytrichidae. The record is from the annotation of a GenBank genome assembly.